ACUUUCAGUUUUCGCAGAAUUCACACACAAAACUCCUCGUAGAUUAUAAAUUAUUAAAAUAAUGCUUUCGAUCAAAAUUUGUCUGUUAAGUAUCUUAAUAAAAUGUAUUAGUUCGGAAUUGGAGAUUGGAUCGUGUUCAAAAGAUGAUAAGACGUUAAAAUGUGAUAAAAAGCCUAAAUCUACUUAUUUGGAAAGUACUUCUCUGGCAGAAAAUGUCCUUGUCUUCACGGUGGCCUCUGAGCCCGUGGAAGGCUAUAUCCGGUACAUCCGGUCAGCAAAUUUCUACGGGAUUGAUGUUCAGGCUCUGGGCAUGGGGAAGGAAUGGAAAGGUGGUGAUAUGAACUCUUUCGGUGGAGGCUACAAAGUUAAUCUUCUUCGUGAGGCACUUGAGCCAUACAAGAAGGACAAGGAUAAGAUUGUAAUAUUUACGGAUAGUUACGAUGUAGUCUUCACUGCUCCAAUUGGUGUGAUUAUAGACAAAUUCAAAAAAAUGGACGCCGGUAUUGUCUUUGGCGCAGAACAUUCAAUCUGGCCAGAUCCCAUGUUGCGAGACAUGUAUCCCAAAGUCAGCCAUGGAGCAAGGUUUCUCAAUUCUGGCAUUUUUAUGGGCUAUGCGACGAAUUUGUAUGAUAUGCUUAAAACACCUAUAGAUAACAUAGCCGAUGAUCAACUUUACUACACAAAAAUCUAUCUCAAUGAAGAGUUCAGAGAAAAGAACAAAAUGAAAUUGGAUCAUAAAUCUGAGAUUUUCCAGAAUCUCUAUGGUGCCGAAAAGGAAGUUGAAUUGCAUGUUGAUGAUGAUUCUGGUGAGGCAUUUGUCGUUAAUGUUGAAACUGAAACAGUUCCAGCAGUAAUUCACGGAAAUGGUUUGAGCAAAAUGCGACUCAACAGUUUGGGCAAUUAUUUAGCUGGAGCCUUUAUCAAAGGCGAAUGCAGAGAUUGCUCUGAAAACUUUAAAGAAUUAAAAGACGAAAACUUGCCAAUUGUAUCAAUGGCGGUCUUUGUGGAAAAAGCCAUGCCCUUUUUCGAAGAAUUUCUUCAACAUUUAGAAGAAAUUGAAUAUCCAAAGAGUAAUAUACAUUUAUUUGUGCACAACAAUGUUAAGUACCAUGAAGAUACUUUUACUGCUUUUCUCAAGAAACAUACCACAGACUUUAAAAGUGUUAAGCAAGUUCUAGUCGAAGAUAGUAUAAAUGAGGGUACGGCAAGAGGUUUAGCAGUAGAGCAAGCAAUUGUCAAAGAAAGUGACUAUCUGUUUGUUGUUGAUUCAGAGGCCCAUCUUGAUGAUCCCAAAAUUCUCCGCAAAUUAAUCAUUAAAAAUCGAGAUGUAAUCGCACCAAUGUUUACGAGACCAAAUGAUGCUUGGAGCAAUUUUUGGGGAGCACUCAGUGAUCAGGGCUAUUACGCAAGAUCUCAUGAUUACUUGGACAUUGUCAACAAUAAGAAAAGGGGUAUUUGGAACGUGCCUUUCAUCUCAUCUUGCUAUUUGAUCAAGAAGAAUGUUUUGAAGAAACUCUCCUUCGUUCACGAAUCUUAUGAUCCCGACAUGGCAAUGUGUCAUCAUCUUCGAACCCACAACAUCUUUAUGCAUGUGGAUAAUUUGGAAGACCUUGGGCAUCUGGUCAAUGGUGAUCAGUUCAAUACCCGUCUUGCAAGGCCCAAUUUCUACAUGCUCUUGUCGAAUCAGAAAGAUUGGGAGCGACGAUACAUUCAUCCUGAGUAUUAUAAAAGUUUAGAACCCAAUGCUACUCAUAUACAGCCCUGUCCAGAUGUCUAUUGGUUCCCAAUUGCCACCGAGGAAUUCUGUCAAGAUCUCAUAGCAAUCAUGGAGAGUUUUGGAAGGUGGUCUGAUGGUAGCAAUCACGAUAAGAGAUUGGAAGGUGGAUAUGAGGCUGUGCCCACACGUGAUAUCCAUAUGAACCAAGUAGGACUUGAGAAGAUGUGGUUAAAAUUCCUACAAGUAUAUGUCCGACCUCUUCAAGAAACCGUCUUUAUUGGAUACUUCCACGAUCCUCCAAAAUCUUUGAUGAACUUUGUCGUACGGUAUCGACCUGAUGAGCAACCCUUUCUUCGUCCUCAUCAUGAUUCAUCCACGUAUACUAUCAACGUUGCCCUAAAUCGUGUUGGGAUCGACUACACAGGAGGUGGUUGCCGCUUUCUGCGCUACAAUUGCUCUGUCGAAGCUACCAAAAUGGGAUGGAUGUUGUUGCAUCCUGGAAGAUUAACGCACUACCAUGAAGGCCUUCGUACAACGUCUGGCACUCGCUACAUCAUGGUUUCUUUCGUUGAUCCAUGACAUGUUUCUCUAUUUCUUUUAUAAUAGAAACUCAAUAGCAAAAAAAAACUCGAAAUAAUUUUUCUACGUAUACUUAAAGAAAACAAUAAGUAUCCCAUUUUGUAAUUAAUUUUAUUAUAAACGAUCUACGUACAAAUAA
Molecule: messenger RNA, 2435 nt
Organism: Phlebotomus papatasi
Lineage: Eukaryota; Metazoa; Arthropoda; Insecta; Diptera; Psychodidae
Gene: Plod
Product: procollagen-lysine,2-oxoglutarate 5-dioxygenase
Exons: 6
Coding region: 62-2296 (744 amino acids)
Biological process (GO): peptidyl-lysine hydroxylation
Cellular component (GO): endoplasmic reticulum
Molecular function (GO): L-ascorbic acid binding; procollagen-lysine 5-dioxygenase activity; iron ion binding
Source: RefSeq, a predicted model, not a curated record